AUGUGGUGCAUGAGGAUAAAUUUACUCCAAUUUUCAUCAAGAGCUGCACACAGAACUACAGAAGGCACAAUGCCAAAGGAGGGUAUCAUAAAGUUGACAUCAAAGAUAAGGGAAAAAGAUAAAAUCCCGACCGGGUCCGGAUCUUCCUCUUCAGACACGGAAAUUCUUGCCCGAGAAGGUCUGCCCGAACUGCCAAUCAGCGGGCGCCACGUUCCACGAGGUCGACGUCCGGCGGUCGCUGGCCGUGACCCGGAAGGACAGGGACUGGCCCACCAGCACGCCGUUGGUCUGCCAGUUUUGCCCCCAGUUGCGGCUCAUCGGAAUCCACGCGGUCUUAGUGCCCUUGAUGCUCACGCGCACGAUGUCCCCUGCGCCGGCGACGUUGGUGAUCAGGAGCAGGUUGAAGUACCGGAAACCGUUGAUCGUGAACCGGAUACCUCCCGCUUUCCGGCAAGGCACCCUUUGACGGGGACGAUGCCGGCGACGUACUGGGCGAUCUUGAGGAACAUGGGCAUGGCGAGGUCGAAGUGCGGCCGGGGAGGGUUGCACCACCCGCCGUGGUCAUUGGGAAGGGCGAAGUUGGGCGGGCAGAAGUUGGUCGCCGUGAUGAGGAUGGACGGGUUGCCGGGGAGGCACCACCGGCCGGCCUGGUCAGCGUCGCACUUGAGCUCGAAGCACGCGCCGCAGCUCAGCCCGUUGUUGAAGAGCGCCGUGCUCAGCGCUGCCGUGUUCACGCCGUUGCCGUACCCGCACGCGCCGCCUGCACACAAACAGAAAUGCAACAGAAAAUUAACGAAAAUGAAGUGUCGGAGGCGCCGCCACCUGCUCAAAUGGCUCACCCAUGGUGCCGGAGGCGUCGCUGCCGCCGUAGAAGGUGGCGUGGGCGGUUUCCCAGGGGCCGCCGGAGUAGACGCCGGGGAUUCUUGCGGAGCAGAGUGUGAGAAAGCAGAUGGCGGCGGCUACGCCGAGAAGCAGCUUCACUGGUGCAGACAUUGUCCUUUUUUCCUUUUAGUUUUUAGCUCACUCUCUCUCUCUCUCUCUACUGUGAAUUUUGUUAGUGAGAUAAAGAGCUUUUUUAGAGAGAUAAAAUAA
This is a messenger RNA of Striga asiatica, 1092 nucleotides long. Lineage: Eukaryota; Viridiplantae; Streptophyta; Magnoliopsida; Lamiales; Orobanchaceae. The record is from the annotation of a GenBank genome assembly.